ACGUCACACGUCACGUGACCGGGCGGCGCGCUGGUUUCAAAACUAACUGCUACGAGGAGAGAAGCGGAGCCGGAACAAUGAGGAGAAGCUCAACCACCAACAGGCAGUCCCUGCAACCUCUGCGGGUGCAAGACACCAACCGGAUGGGGCUAAACACCCCACAGACGAAGGAGCGUCCAGGACUCGGAAAACUAAGUAUAAGCAAACCGCACUCCGGGACCUCCGAGAGGAAGACCAGCUUCUACGGGAGACGGGCCAGUGGUAACAGGAACAGCCAGUAUGGAGCUUUUGGGACCUCUGAGAAGAUUAAGGACCCCCGACCUCUACACGAUAAAUCCUUCAUCCAGCAGUGUAUCCGCCAGCUGUGUGAGUUUCUCAAUGAAAACGGAUACUCGCAGAUGCUGACGGUGAAGUCCUUGCAGGGUCCGUCCACCAAGGAUUUCCUGAAGAUCUUCGCCUUCAUCUACAGCAUCAUCUGCCCAAACUAUGAAAUCCCAGACUCCAAGUUCGAAGAGGAAAUCCCCAGAGUGUUUAAAGAAUUAGGAUAUCCCUUCGCUUUGUCCAAAAGCUCCAUGUAUACAGUGGGGGCCCCGCACACGUGGCCCCAGAUCGUGGCUGCUCUGGUCUGGCUGAUAGACUGCGUUAAGCUCUCCUGUGUACUGAAGGCCGACAACCACGUGUUCGAGGAGCCACAAAUAUCUGAACCAAGUGAUGAUGGCAUCGAAUUCAACCAGCUCUUCCUGGAUUACACUGUCCGGUGCUAUGAACAGUUCAUGGAGGGACGGGACACCUUCGAGGAGAACGAUGCAGAAGUUUCCUCCAAGCUCAAGGACGCCUAUGCCGUGGAGGAGUCUCAAGUGGAUUCUCUGCAGGCCGAGGCUCGGAGACUGAUGGAAGAGGUCGAGCGGCUGGAGAAGGACAAGGAGCGGGAGCCUGACCGUUUGGCCUCCAUGAGGAAGCUGAAGACUUCUCUCCAAGCAGACAUCCAGAAAUACCAGAACUACCUGACGGAGAUGGAGUCUCACUCCACCUUACUGGACCAGCGGGUCAGCAGCCUGAGCGAGGAGCUGGAGGCCACAGAGCUGGAAAGUGAGGCCAUAAAACAGGAGAACGUGCGGCUGAAGAACAUCCUGGACAACCAGAAAUACUCCGUAGCCGACAUCGAAAGGAUCAAAUACGAAGAAAACGAACUGCAGGAGACGAUCGCCAAACUGAGCAAAGAGCUGGAUGAGGACAAACAGCACCUGUGGAGCGAGGAGCUGAAGUACGCCAAGAUCAAGGAGUCGGUGGAGACAGAGGUAGCCGAAUACCAUAAAUUGGCGCGGAAACUGCGUCUGAUCCCCUCCACGGCAGAAAACGCCAACGGCUACGACUUUCAGAUCGAGUGUAACAUGGACAGCACGGGCAGCCUGAACCGCUGCCGGAACAAGAUCAGCCUCCCCCUGCUGGAAGUACUGACAAAAACGGAAGGACAGGUCUCUGCCGCCACCAACAAGAAGAUGGAGGCAGAAGACAUGAUAGAGCAGUUAAAUUUAUUGAUUGAAGAGAAAAGAAACGAUUUGAAGAGUCGGAAAGAAGAAGGACAAAAGCUGGACGAGCUGUGCGCCCAGAAAAUGGAGGAGGCGGACGAGCAGGAGAAGAGAUGGACCUCAGAGAUCGAGUCCUUGGAGAAGCAUCGUCACCUGCUGGAGUCCGGAGUCAACAAGAGUCUGGAUGAAGCCAUGAAGGAUCUGCAGAAGGCUCAGCAGGAGCUGCAGCUGGUGGAACAUCAAACCGAAGAGGAGAUGAGGCAGGUGGGGAACAAGGUGGUCCGGGUGGUGACCGCUGUGGCCUCUCACAUGGCAGCCAUCGAGAAAUUCCUGGAGGAGAAGAAGCUGAAGACAGAGCGGGAGUACGAGGAGUUCAGAGAAGACGAUCUGUUGGGCGACCUCCGGGAAAUGGUGGCAAAAUAUAAGGAAAAGGCCAAAGUCAUAGAGGCCGCGGACAGCAAAUAGAGGCCGUAACUUGUAUGUAGUGCUCCAUGUUCUCACUGCUGUACAUGAUCUGCUACGUUUCCUGUUGUAUGAAGAAUGUUUUAAUAUUGUUACUUUUGUGUUUGUUGUUAUAUAUAUGUGCCCCCCCCCCCCCCCCCCCCAUGUAACAUCCCAGGGUCCCCGUAGUCCUGACGAUGUAGAUCUUCGCUCCCUGUUGGAGUAAGUGGCUGAUCCCCAUAUUUUUAUAGUUGUUGGUGUUACAUGACGUUUUUAAGGAUACUAAUAAAGUUAUGUGUUUAUA
Molecule: messenger RNA, 2274 nt
Organism: Hyla sarda
Lineage: Eukaryota; Metazoa; Chordata; Amphibia; Anura; Hylidae
Gene: NDC80
Product: NDC80 kinetochore complex component
Exons: 17
Coding region: 78-1994 (638 amino acids)
Biological process (GO): attachment of mitotic spindle microtubules to kinetochore
Cellular component (GO): Ndc80 complex
Source: RefSeq, a predicted model, not a curated record